This is a messenger RNA of Macadamia integrifolia, 4241 nucleotides long. Its product is annotated as MDIS1-interacting receptor like kinase 2-like. The record is from RefSeq and is a predicted model, not a curated record. Lineage: Eukaryota; Viridiplantae; Streptophyta; Magnoliopsida; Proteales; Proteaceae. The coding region runs from base 17 to 3385 and encodes 1122 amino acids. Gene Ontology annotation, molecular function: protein kinase activity; protein binding; ATP binding. The transcript has 5 exons. Gene Ontology annotation, biological process: protein phosphorylation.
ACAACAUAAGGUAGCCAUGGCCUACUCUUCUCGCACUCCUCCAGCUCCAUUCUUAUCCUUCUUCCUAACUGUUGUAUCAUUUCUUUGCCUCUUCUUGUUCUUCACUUCCUCUGCCUUCGGUCGUAGAGUAGGUGUCCACUCUCAGUUGUCAAGGGAAGCAGAGGCUCUCCUCAAAUGGAAAGCCACCCUCCAAAGCUACUAUGUUCCUGCUCUCCGUUCUUGGAGGCUUACAUCCUCACCAUCUCCCAACACCACUACUACUAAGGCUUCAUCAUCAGCAAUCCCAUGCAAGUGGUUUGGGAUAACUUGCAACAAAGCCAGAAGCAGCGUGGUUGAGAUUAGCCUUCCAGAUGUGGAGCUGCGAGGUACGCUUGACAACUUCACCUUCUCUACCUUUCCCAAUCUCCUCCAUCUUAAUCUCAGCGACAAUGGACUCACAGGAACCAUACCAGUGCAUAUUGGUAGCCUCUCCAAACUCACCCACCUCGAUCUCUCCAAUAAUUAUUUUUCCAGCGUUUUGCCUCCCUUAAGUAAUUUAAGCAGCCUGCGCUUCUUAGACCUCUAUGCCAAUGAAAUCAGUGGCACUAUUCCUUUAGAAAUAGGGAAUAUGAAAAAUUUGGUUGAAUUAGCACUAAGUUGGAAUAAAUUCACUGGUAUGAUCCCCCCGGUCUUGGCUAAUUUAACCAACCUUUGCUAUCUAUACUUGCCCUACAAUGAACUCAGAGGUCCAAUACCUUACACAAUGGGAAAUCUAGAAAAUUUGGUUGUGUUGGAACUAGAAACAAACAAACUCAUUGGUCCAAUUCCUCAUUCUCUGGCUAAUUUAACUAAACUGGAGAGCCUCUAUUUGUAUGACAAUCAAUUGUCUGGUCCGGUGCCUUCAGAAUUAGGAGAUAUGGAAAAUCUGGUUCACUUGAUACUAUAUCAAAACAAACUUAGCGGUCUAAUCCCUCAUUCUCUGACCAAUUUAAGUAAACUAGAGCAGAUCUAUUUGUAUGACAAUCAAUUAUCUGGUCUGGUGCCUUCAAAAAUUGGAGAUAUGAAAAAUCUGAUUGCUUUGGAUCUGUCUCAAAAUAAACUCAGUGGUCCAAUCCCUCAUUCUCUGGCUAAAUUAAGAAAACUAGAGCAUUUCAAUUUGUACGGCAAUCAAUUAUCUGGUCCAGUGCCUUCAGAAAUUGGAGAUAUGAAAAAUCUGAUUGAUUUGGAGCUAUCUCAAAACAAACUUAGCGGUCCAAUCCCUCAUUCUCUGGCUAAUUUAAGUAAACUAGAGGUGAUCUAUUUGGAUGAGAAUCAAUUAUCUGGUCCCAUACCUCAAGAUUUUGGUAGCCAAGCAUCCAUUGUAGCAGUUCAAUUGUCUGACAACCACUUAUCAGGAAGCUUACCUCAACAAUUAUGCCGAGGACGAUCACUUCAAAGAUUAGCAGUUCAGAACAGUAGUCUUAUGGGUCCUAUUCCAGACUUGAGAAAUUGCACAAGUUUAAGUGGAGUUCGACUUGAAAACAACCAAUUUGUAGGAAAUAUAACCGACAAUUUUGGUGUACAUCCACAUCUUUAUUACAUUGAUAUGAGUCACAACAGACUAUAUGGUGAGUUCACAUCAAAUUGGGGAGAAAGUAAGAAUUUGUCAGUGCUAAAGAUUUCUGGAAACAAUAUUAGUGGGAGGAUACCACCUAGGGUUGGUCAAUUAAUAGGACUUAGAGUACUUGACCUUUCUUUUAACCAAUUUUAUGGAGAAAUACCGAAGGAACUUGGUAGCUUAUCAGCUUUGCUCCACUUAAAUUUAAAUGACAACCAGCUUUCAGGGCAUGUACCAGUUGAAAUAAGCAAAUUAAUAAAUUUGGAGCUUCUUGACCUCUCAGCAAACAAGCUAACGGGAUCAAUCCCGAAACAAGUUGGUCAAUGCUCCAGAUUGUUGUCAUUAAAUUUGAGUUGGAAUUCAUUGAAUGGAAGCAUUCCAUCUCAAAUUGGUGAUCUAAUAUCUCUACAAGCACAAUUGGACCUUAGUCAUAACUCAAUCAGUGGACUCAUACCACCACAACUUGGAAAGUUGAUAAUGUUGGAAAUUUUGAAUCUGUCACACAAUAUGAUCACAGGCUCAAUACCUCUUUCUCUUGAAGACAUGGGUAGCUUAGUAUCUCUUGAUUUCUCCUAUAAUGAGUUGGAGGGUGUUGUUCCCAACAACAAAGUUUUCAGAAAUGCUUCACCACAAGCAUUUAGAAACAAUAAAGGGUUAUGUGGUGACCUUCAAGGUCUACUUCCCUGCAACCAAUCUCAUAGAAGCAAGGGAUCGAAUAAAAAUGGACAUAAGGUUGUCAUAUCCAUCAUUGCUUCUUUGAUAGGAAUUGUGUUCCUAGUACUUGCAAUUAUCGGUGUUUUCCAUCUCUUGCGAAAAAAAAUGAAAAAAGGAAAUAUAGAAGCAACAACAAGAAAUCAUGGCAAUAUAUUUUCAAUAUGGAAUUUUGAUGGCCAGAUUGCUUAUGAGGACAUUAUUCAAGCAACAGAGAAUUUUGAUUCCAAAUAUUGCAUUGGAACUGGAACUUCUGGGAAUGUUUACAAAGCAGUGCUACCUACUGGCCGUGUUGUAGCCUUGAAGAAGUUUCACCCAUUGGAAGGUGAAACAAUAGUUAACGAUGAAAGCUUUAGGAAUGAGAUGUGCAUAUUAACAGAAAUAAGGCAUCGGAAUAUUGUCAAACUUUAUGGAUUUUGUUUCCAUCCACGAUGCAUGUUUCUUGUGUGUGAGUACAUGGAAAAAGGAAGCUUAGCACGGAUUUUGAGCAAUCAAGCUGAGGCUAUUGGGUUGGAUUGGCUGAAAAGAGUAAAUGUCAUCAAAAGUGUGGCUAAUGCUUUGUCUUACUUGCAUAAUGAUUGUAUUCCACCAAUAAUUCAUCGGGAUAUUUCAAGCAAAAAUAUAUUGCUAGACUUGGAACUCGAGGCUCGUGUAUCUGAUUUUGGAAUUGCAAGACUAUUAAAGCCAGACUCAUCUAAUUGGACGUCACUUAAAGGAACUCAUGGAUAUAUUGCUCCAGAGCUUGCCUACACCAUGGCUUUAACUGAAAAGUGUGAUGUAUAUAGUUUCGGAGUAGUUGCAUUAGAAACAAUUAUGGGAAGGCAUCCAGGGGAACUCAUCUCAUCUUUUACGUCACUAGUUGGCCAAAAUAUGCUAUUAAGAGACAUGUUAGACCCAUGCCUCGCCUUUCCAUCAGAUCAAAGGGUUGCAAAGGAUGUGGUUUCUAUUAUGAGAAUAGCACUUGCAUGUUUACGCAGCCACCCACAAUCCCGUCCAUCUAUGCAUCAAGUAUCAAAAGAACUACUUGUUCUCCAACCAUUAUUUGUGGAGCAUUUUCAUACAAUCACUAUUGGUGAUUUAAAUGAUUUUGACGUAUAAUAACUGUGAUUGAAGAUUCAUUUCACCAACAAAGGACUGAGGCAAUUCAUUUGAGACUUCCUUAGACAAUUAUGUGAGGGAAUAUGAAGAAUUCAAGAUUCGGGAAAAUGAUUUCCGUGGCAUAGAAAGUCCCCGAAGUAGUUUAGACAAUGCAAGAUGGAACACCAUGGCCAGGGAACAAUAUAUGGGAUCAUCCAGGAAUGAUCUAGACUGUGAUAUCUAUGUGCAGUCUCCUUAACAGUUUGAUGGGAUUGAUUGCCAUGACAAAUAUUCAAAUCGGAAUGCCAUCUUCUUUGAUAUCAACAUGAAAGGACUAGAUGGGAUCCAAUCAAGGACCAAUAUAUGCUGGAACAGGAUGUAUUUUCAGAAGGCAAGCAAUUGAAUGAUUUUAUUGCCCUUCAAAUGAGCCUGAACUGCUGAUUGGUUGAAGAUAUCUGACCUCACAAAGGUUAGGUCAAGUUUAGGGCUGUUCGAACAGGGAGAUAUGCUGGUUGCAAGAAAAAUGAAACUUUCGGACAACCUUUAAGAACUGUAAGUAGGGACUUCUUUACAAUGCCCCAGUAAAAAAGAAACCUCCUGGAAAGACAUGCAACUGAAAGUCUAAAAGGUGCUGCUUGUGUUGUGGUUCUAAGAAGGAAAAGAAGAAAAUAAAGCACAGAGAAAUUUCAACACAGAUACAUAUGCCCUUGAAAAUAUUGAAGAGGGGAUUGAAGGUAAUUUGUGGCAUAGUCACGGUAUUGGUUCUUUAGUUGAUCCAUGAUCUACUCAUGCAAACCCACAGUAUGGCCUAGGUUGAUCUAGAUUCCGUUUCUAUUAAAUGAUUUUAUUGGAAAAGUUUUCUUCCUAGUGAUGGCAA